Molecule: messenger RNA, 2238 nt
Organism: Polypterus senegalus (gray bichir)
Lineage: Eukaryota; Metazoa; Chordata; Cladistia; Polypteriformes; Polypteridae
Gene: znf692
Product: zinc finger protein 692
Exons: 11
Coding region: 183-2135 (650 amino acids)
Biological process (GO): regulation of transcription by RNA polymerase II
Cellular component (GO): kinetochore; chromosome
Molecular function (GO): chromatin insulator sequence binding
Source: RefSeq, a predicted model, not a curated record
ACUACAUUACCCAAUAAGUCUUUGUGCCGCUUUGGCCUGUUACUGAGACGAAACGAAUUAAGUCAAUAAUAAAGUUAUAAAAUCUAAGAGCACGCAUCCACUAGUUCGAUGUAUCAUUUCAUUUAACCAAAAGGAAGGAGGAUACGGAUUACGCCUGAAAACAACGUAUUUAAGUGUUUUCCAUGUCGUCUGCACAGCCCACAGGGGAAGAACUACGCAAACAGAAGCGAAGGGAGCUCGACGCCCGACGCAGCAAGUCCCGGAUCCGCAUUGGGACACAUCUGGAGAGCUGGUGUGAGGUGAAGGAACGGCUGGGUUUUGGUCUGCACUCGGACUUCGCACACUUCCUCCUGCAGAGUUAUGCGAAUAAGGCCUGUCUAUCUUGCACGGCCCGCAUCAGCCAAGCAGAAAAUUCCAACGUCUUCUUUACAUCGAAAGACUCGUUGUGCCACCUAGUGGUAUGGCUGCACAACCACAGUCGGGAAUGCCAGUUUUUACCAAAACUCAGGUCUGUUUCUAAAAACUGCCCCGCUGAAAGUCAACCAGCCAGCCCUCUAACCGAAAGUGCCAAUGAACUUCAGUGGCCCACCUCAGAAGAUCAGAACACUUCCAAAAGCAGCACAAGAAUUUCUGCAUUUAACUUACCUACCGAAUCUUUGACCAAAGAUGGUAAAAAGACAAAAAGUGUGGGGUGGCUGCAGCCUGUGGAUCCCAGCUACACUUCAAACUCCCUGAUGUUCUGGGAAUGUCUGGGAGGCCACACGUUUCUGUGGAGUACAAGCACAAAGAGAGAGGAAAGGAAUGAAGAAAAGGAGGACGGAAGUGAUGCUGGUCGAUCUUUUAAGCCAGCUGCUCAUGCCAAAGAAGAUAGCAGCAGGAUAUGCAGGCCUUGUGAGAAUGUGAAAGGUUCAAACAGUACUGCUGGGUUUAACAAAUCAAGACCCCAGCGGUCAUCUGCUGCUGGGCUGAGAAGAAGAAAAAGAAUGUCUCUACUCAGUUAUCCCCAAAAGGAAGACACAAGGGUCAGCAAAAUUCAGAAUAUGAAACAACCUAUAGAGCCAACCAUAGAAGUGGUCGAUGAGGGCAAGAACCUGUCUUCUGGACGCAUGGCAGUGGAGGAAGCGAGUCGGGAUUAUUCUGAAAGCAGUGGAGAAGUCCCAGAAAAUACACUAGUGACAGGGCACCGCCUUGAGACCACCAACUUUCUUCCUGAAAGCAGAACUGAAGAUGACUGGGCAAAAAAUACCGAAGUGGUGAAUGACCCAGUUGAAGACGAGGACUCGCUGGCUUCUGUGGAAGAAGAGCCAGAGAAUCCCGAUGGCGGUUUCUUUUUAGGAAAGAUGGCGGAUGUGGUGGCCGUGGAUGAUACCAAGAUGGAACAAGACACUCCUGUUCUGGAGAGAGCAGGAAAUACACAAGAGGAGCCUUUUCAGGAGGCUGCAGCAGGUGAAUUGCGCCUUCCAGAUUCGGACACCAGACAGCCGCUUCACACCAGUGCGAGUGAGCCAGAGCCUGGACAGGAGAGUCUGAAAAGCAGGAAGAGGGGAAACAAACCAGAUGACGAUCUUGUGCAGAUUGGGCCCAGAAGGAUCCGAAAAGCGGCUCCAAAGGAAAUCCUCCUCUGCGAGUUUGACAGCUGUGGCAAGCUCUUCUCGACAAGGCAGUAUUUAAACCAUCAUAUGAAGUACCAGCAUUUCCAACAGAAGACGUUUACCUGUUCGCAUCCAUCCUGUGGCAAAUCAUUUAACUUCAAGAAGCAUCUGAAAGAACAUGAGAAGUUGCACAGUGACAAACGUGAUUAUAUUUGUGAAUUCUGUGCCCGAGCCUUCCGGACAAGCAGCAAUUUGAUAAUUCAUCGAAGAAUCCAUACAGGAGAAAAGCCAUUGCAGUGUGAGGUGUGUGGUUUCACCUGCCGGCAGAAGGCCUCCUUGAACUGGCACAUGCGAAAGCAUGACGCCGAAGCGGGCUACCAGUUUGCGUGUGAGCUCUGUGGCAAAAAGUUUGAGAAGCGUGAUAACGUCGCUGCCCACAAGAGCAAGAGCCACCCGGAGCCUUCGUGUUCCCUCCCGGGAGAGACAACGACAUCGGCACACCAGGAUAACAUGGAGGAGGCCGUGCAGGAGCCCCUGGGGUGAUGGCGCGCUCUCUCUCUCACAACAGUGACUGCUUUGAUUGAUACGUGUAUAUGUAUGUAUGUAUGUCUGUAUAUUUUUAUAAAUAAUAAAUGUUAAAGGUGUA